AUGGAUGCUGAAUUCAAUGGAACAUAUAUAACUCUUGGUGGCUAUGUAGGAUUGGACAAAUACAGAUAUCUUUACUUUAUCAGCUUGUUGACACUCUAUAUUCUUAUCCUCUGCACUAAUUGCACCAUUAUAUGUCUAAUCUGGAUUCACAGGAACCUUCAUGAGCCUAUGUACAUUUUCAUUGCAGCUUUGUCAUUCAACUCUGUUUUGUUUAGCACUGCUAUCUACCCCAAACUUUUCAUUGAUGUCUUAUCUCAAAAACAGACCAUUUCUUAUUCUGCUUGUAUGGUUCAGAGUUUUGUAUUUUAUUCUUUAGGUGGUUCAGACUUUUUCCUGUUGUCAGCCAUGGCUUAUGACAGGUAUGUGUCUAUCUGCAAACCUCUGAAAUAUCCAACUAUCAUGGGAAAAACAACAGUCACUGUCCUCUUGACCUUGGCCUGGAUUCUACCUGCAUGCCAGGUUGCAGUGGCAGUUGUAAUGAAUUCUAAACAAAAACUGUGCAAGUUUAUUUCAGGAGGAAUCUUUUGCAACAAGUCGACAACCAAGCUCCACUGUGUACACUCGACAUUUCAUACUGUUUAUGGUUUGUUAAUCAUGGUAAAUAUUAUUCUUGUUCCUGUGAUUUUCAUACUUUUUACAUAUGUGAAGAUAUUUGUAAUAACUUAUCACAGUUGUGUGAGAGUCCGAAAAAAAGCUGCAGAGACAUGUUUACCUCACCUGGUGGUUUUAAUCUGCUUCUCUUGUCUGUGUGUAUUUGAUGUCUUUACUGAUCAAAUGGAGUCAGAUCUUCCAAAAAGUGUACGUUUAGUAAUGACUUUACAAAUAGUUGUGUAUAAUCCUCUGUUCAAUCCAGUCAUAUAUGGAGUGAAAAUGAAAGAAAUUUCUAAACACAUCGGGAGAUUGUUAUGUCAGAUCAAACACAUGAAACAAAACAUUAGUAAAAAGUGA
Molecule: messenger RNA, 948 nt
Organism: Dunckerocampus dactyliophorus (ringed pipefish)
Lineage: Eukaryota; Metazoa; Chordata; Actinopteri; Syngnathiformes; Syngnathidae
Product: olfactory receptor 10K1-like
Exons: 1
Coding region: 1-948 (315 amino acids)
Biological process (GO): G protein-coupled receptor signaling pathway
Cellular component (GO): membrane
Molecular function (GO): olfactory receptor activity; G protein-coupled receptor activity
Source: RefSeq, a predicted model, not a curated record